Molecule: messenger RNA, 1044 nt
Organism: Gregarina niphandrodes
Lineage: Eukaryota; Apicomplexa; Conoidasida; Eugregarinorida; Gregarinidae
Product: TAP42-like family protein
Exons: 2
Coding region: 1-1044 (347 amino acids)
Biological process (GO): regulation of signal transduction; regulation of dephosphorylation
Cellular component (GO): cytosol
Molecular function (GO): protein phosphatase 2A binding
Source: RefSeq, a predicted model, not a curated record
AUGAUGGAUCCGUAUGUGCUGGUCGCCGUGUGUGACUGGAAUGAGAAGUGGCGUUUGUCGCAGAUAAAAGGGUUGAAUAUCUUGCAGUAUACUCCAAGAUUGCGUGAGGUCCUCGGGGUCGAAAGUGAUGAGGCUUUGGUGGCACGUUUGUGUGGUUCUGCAUCGGUGACGGAGUCAUUGGAGGAAAUGCACACUGUAGAUCUGCCGUCCGUAUUGAUCAACUAUCUAGCAGCAAUGGGGAUGAUGAAUGUGAAGGGGAGUGUGUCGCGGGAACUGCUGUUAGACGAAGCGAGACAUCGACUCCGGGACUACGUCGAGACGACGGCGACGAGAUAUGGUGACGAUCGCAUAGUUGAACAAUGGAGCGCGGAACUUAGCGAGGCCAACGAGAAGUCCCGAGACAAAGUGCUAAAAAGACGGAAAGCCAUGGACUCUCUGGAAAGAACCAUUGAAUGUCCUCCAGCUCUCGCCAAACAAGCACAGCAAUUGUGCGCACUCUCCGAACAGUGCACAAACUACGAAGACCUGGUGUCCAAAAUGGAGGAAAACGCUCUCGAAGACGACGACGAAGAAAUGACCAGAGAACUAUGGCUAAACAUCAUCGAACUUUCCCUCCACUCAGCUGUCUCCGAGAUACCUCUCCUUGACGCCGAAAUUAGCAUAAUACGAGAAAUGAACCGCAACGUUAAUCCCAUCGACAGCAAUCCGGUCGUCAGCAACCCGGUCGUCAGCAAUCCGGUCGGCAAGCAACCGGCAAGAAAACCAUGUAUUAUUAAAAUUAGUGACAAGAGUGAGCUGCAUAGGUUGUACACGCAGCAGGUCUUUCAAGCGCCGUUCGCUCCUCCAACAAUGACCAUAGCGGAGUGUGUGCAAAAAGAAAUCGAGCAAGACGUUCACACGUUGGGUGCUGCGCAGAAGCGAAGCAUGGAGAAGGACUCCGACGAUGAAGACGAAGACGCGAAGGAAAGGAAAGCACGAGAAUGGGAUGACUGGAAAGAUGCGAAUCCUAAGGGCAGUGGCAAUAAAAUGGUGAACAGAGGAUGA